Molecule: messenger RNA, 1029 nt
Organism: Mesorhabditis belari
Lineage: Eukaryota; Metazoa; Nematoda; Chromadorea; Rhabditida; Rhabditidae
Source: the annotation of a GenBank genome assembly
AUGUUGAUCCCGAUGGAUGCGGGUGGCGACUUCAAGGCGAUGAGUAGCUUUUCAGCACCACUCAUCGGCAGUCAUCUCGAGAAAGAGUUGGCCGAUGGGGACUCGACUGCUUGCAUCACCAGCACGACAAACGAGCCGACACUUCCCACCUACUUGGUGGAGCUUCUCGACGAAAAGACUCGUCUCAAGCAACCCGAGGGCCAGUUCAGACACACGACCCGGCUAAUCAAUGAUGAGAUUGCUCGCAUUCUGAGUGGCCAAGACGGCAACAACAACAACAGCAAGAACAAGGAGGAGGUGCGACGUGUUACUUUGGUCGAGAAAAUCAUGGUGCCCGUCGACAAAUAUCCAAAGUACAACUUCGUCGGUCGCAUCCUUGGACCACGUGGCAUGACUGCUAGACAACUCGAAGAGGAAACUGGCUGCAAGAUUAUGGUGAGGGGUCGAGGAAAUCAUGGACCAACAGAGCCCCUGCACAUCAUCGUUCAAUGUGAGGACAUCGAGAGCCUUGUCGAGGAGAAGAUGAGAAAUGCCAUCGAGAAGAUCAACGUUUUGUUGCAUCCCCCUCCCGAGGGUAAGGAUGAACUGAAGCGAAAGCAACUUGUUGAACUUUCGAUCAUCAAUGGAACUUAUCGUCCAACUGCAGCAACGAAAAAUGCUUUGCAAACUCCACGUCCUCAUGUUUUGCCAUCUGGUGGAAUCAUCUCGCCUCAAGCCUUAGCCUUCACUCCACGCGAUAAGCCAACUAAGAUGUCUAUGGAGAAAAAGAAAGUCAACGACAUUCUUCACCAGAAUCAACUGAUGUCGAUGAUGGCGCUCUUUCAACCAACAACCACUCGUCAGGAGUCGAAUGUGAUGCUCAGACAAUUGCUGGAUUUGCAAUCCCCUCUCUCACCGGUGGAUUAUGCAAGCCCACUCAUUGCAGCUAUGUCGUCGACUCGCGCAUCACCUCCAAUUCCACAGGGUAACACUGAGCAUUUCAUGCAGGCUAUCUCAAUGUUGCACUCGCUGCCCUUUGCCAAGGAUCAC